This is a messenger RNA of Mytilinidion resinicola, 624 nucleotides long. RefSeq lists its product as uncharacterized. The coding region runs from base 127 to 561 and encodes 144 amino acids. The transcript has a single exon. NCBI's taxonomy places the organism in Eukaryota, Fungi, Ascomycota, Dothideomycetes, Mytilinidiales, Mytilinidiaceae. The record is from RefSeq and is a predicted model, not a curated record.
CUUUUCCUCAAUCGAUUUGUUGCUGUUGCCAAUGAUAUAGCCUAGGAGAGGAUAUGGUUCUAGGCCCUCUAUUGACGUUUCAAUGUAGUGGUAAAAUAGCUCCAGCGAUUCGACCGCACAUUGCAUAUGCGGCGGAGGGAGUUUCUUGAAAUAGCCUACGGCGUGUUUCUUCGAUUCAAUGCCUUCAAUUAUUUCUUCAAGACUUUCGUGUUCUCAUCAACUAGGGCCAGCGCUCGUAUUAUUUCCUCCUCUCUUUCCUUCUGCUUCCCAGCUACAGCUUCAUCUCGUACGCUCUGCUGCUUUUCUUCUUGCGCCUGGUCUCUCAGAAUCGCAUCCUUAUUGACCCCACCUCCUCCUCGUAAUUUCUGUGUGUCUGUGACAUCGUAUUUGGUUCAGGUCUCAGCCGUUCAGAUAUAUUCUUUCGCUGGCCUAGCUCGAAACCCUGUCGGAAUGCAUUGGGAGCGCCGCUCGAGACCCUGGUCGAAAGAAUUCUUUCUCUGUUCCCAGUUUUCCAGGGAGUCUGACAAGUCGCCGUCGAAGCUGGCAAUAUCAUCCUCGUAGUAAGAUUGAAUCGUAAAAUACCUAUUCUUUGGGCACCUCCGAGGUCAAACGGACCCAUUCAUA